Molecule: messenger RNA, 5559 nt
Organism: Dama dama (fallow deer)
Lineage: Eukaryota; Metazoa; Chordata; Mammalia; Artiodactyla; Cervidae
Gene: TIAM2
Product: TIAM Rac1 associated GEF 2
Exons: 29
Coding region: 375-5543 (1722 amino acids)
Biological process (GO): small GTPase-mediated signal transduction; positive regulation of axonogenesis; activation of GTPase activity
Cellular component (GO): membrane; synapse
Molecular function (GO): guanyl-nucleotide exchange factor activity; protein binding
Source: RefSeq, a predicted model, not a curated record
CAGCCGCAGCCGCCGGAGGCUGAGCGCCCGCGCGUGGACGAAGUGACCCCGGGAACUUCUCCAACUCGGCGGGCGCCGCCCUGCGCGCACCCGGGACCGGACCCCGGGGGACCGGCCGUGUCGCCGAUCGGGGGCCCGGGCGAGUGUCGGGCUCUCCACCCAGGGUUCUGUGCCUGAAUUACAAAGACAGCUCUUCAGCCAGCUCAUUCCAGAUGAAUGAAUGAUUACGUGAAGUGUGGGCUACACUUCCUCUGGGGGAUCAUUUCAUGGAUCCACUGCCCGGACUUACUAACCACGCUGCCUUGCUCCCCGGACCCUGUCAAGUCGACUGACCAUUAAUCUCCCUCAGUGCACAAACCAGACUGCAGGUGACGAUGGGAAACUCCGAGAGUCAGUACACCCUACAAGGACCUAAAAAUCAGAGCAAUACUAUUACUGGUGCCAAACAAAAACCUUGCUCCCUGAAGAUCCGUGGCCUUCAUGCCAAGGAUGACAAGUCAUUGCACGGAUGGGGUCAUGCAAGCAGCGGAUCGGGGUACAAGUCCAGGUCGUUGGCCCGAAGCUGCCUUUCUCACUUUAAGAGCAAUCAGCCUUACGCAUCCCGACCAGGGGGCCCCACGUGCAAAGCCUCCAAAGGCGGUGCCCACGCCAAGCAUAGGACAGGUGCCGCAGGGUCAGAUUUCCAGGGCACCGAGGCCGCUUUCUCGCCCGAGAACGGCUUCCACUACGUCGGACGCCCGCCUGAGGAAAACCACUCAGCCUCGAGGGACUGCCGCAACGGGCACCUUCUCAACUGCUACGGCGGGAACGAGAGCAUCGCGUCCACCCCGCCGGGCGAGGACCGCAAGAGCCCCCGGGUGCUCAUCAAGACGCUGGGCAAGCUGGACGGGUGCCUGCGCGUGGAGUUCCACAACGGCGCCGCGCCUCCGGGGGCCUCCCCAUCGGGCGGCCCGGUGCAGCUGCUGCGCUACUCGGCCGGGUCCCCGCCCAGCCCGCGCGCCUCCCCGGCCGCCGCCGCGCGCCCCCGCUCCAGCAAAGGCAGCUCGCUCAGCUCCGAGUCCUCCUGGUACGACUCGCCCUGGGGCCCGGCCGGCGAGGUCAGCGAGGCCGAGGGCUCCUUCGCGGCUCCCGACACGCCCGAGCCCGGCCUCCACUCUGGCUUCCCAACCAGGGAUGCUCCAAAGCCUUUCAGCCAAAGCGCCUCCCUCUCGUCCCUCCGGGACCCCUACCCCAAUGCCUCCCUGGGGAGCCUGGCCCCCGCGGCCCUGCGACUUUCCGAUGACUACAUGGGCACCCGCGCCAGCCUCAGCGCCCGCGUCUCCUUCGCCUCCGACAUGGACGUGCCGGCCCGCGUGGAGCGCGGGGAGCCCGGGCAGUUCGCGUCCUUCACCCUCCCUUGCCGCAAGUCCAGGGCCCUGGCCGAGGAGCCCUCCAAGAAGGACACCCUGAAAGCCAGGAUGCGCCGCAUCAGCGACUGGACGGGAAGCCUCUCCAGAAAGAAAAGGAGACUCCAGGAGCCGAGGUCCAAAGAGGGCAGUGACUACUUUGACAGCCGUUCGGAUGGGCUGAACGUGGACACGCAGGGGCCCUCCCAGGGGUCUGCGUCCCUGUGGGCAGGGGGCUCCACUCAGAUCCUGUCCCACAGAAGCGAAUCCGCUCAUGCAAUUGGCAGCGACCCCCUCCAGCAGAACAUUUACGAGAAUUUCAUGCGAGAGCUGGAGAUGAGCAGGACCAACACGGAGAACCUCGAGACGUCCACGGAGACGGCCGAGUCCAGCAGCGAGUCGCUCAGCUCUUUGGAGCAACUGGACCUGCUCUUUGAGAAGGAACAAGGGGUGGUGCGCAAAGCUGGGUGGCUCUUCUUCAAACCCCUCGUCACCCUGCAGAAGGAAAGGAAGCUGGAACUGGUGGCCCGGAGGAAAUGGAAGCAGUACUGGGUGACACUCAAAGGAUGCACACUGCUCUUUUACGAGACCUACGGGAAGAAUUCCAUGGAUCAGAGCAGUGCCCCGCGGUGUGCCCUGUUGGCAGAAGACAGCAUCGUGCAGUCUGUCCCGGAACAUCCCAAGAAGGAAAAUGUCUUCUGCCUCAGCAACUCCUUCGGGGAUGUCUACCUGUUCCAGGCCACCAGCCAGACUGACCUGGAGAACUGGGUCACCGCCAUCCACUCGGCCUGCGCAUCCCUCUUUGCAAAGAAACACGGCAAAGAGGACACAGUCCGGCUGCUGAAGAACCAGACCAGAAACCUCCUCCAGAAGAUAGACAUGGACAGCAAGAUGAAGAAGAUGGCGGAGUUGCAACUGUCCGUGGUGAGCGACCCAAAGAACAGGAAGGCCAUAGAGAACCAGAUCCAGCAAUGGGAGCAGAACCUGGAGAAGUUUCACAUGGAUCUGUUCAGGAUGCGCUGCUAUCUGGCCAGCCUGCAGGGCGGGGAGUUGCCGAACCCCAAGAGCCUCCUUGCUGCCGCCAGCCGCCCCUCCAAGCUGGCCCUGGGCCGGCUGGGCAUCUUGUCAGUUUCCUCUUUCCACGCUCUGGUAUGUUCUAGAGAUGACUCUGCCCUUCGGAAAAGAACUCUCUCACUGACUCAGCGGGGAAGACACAAGAAGGGGUUGUUUUCUUCAUUAAAAGGCCUGGACACACUUGCAAGAAAAGGGAAGGAGAAAAGACCGUCUAUAACUCAGAUAUUCGAUUCAAGUGGCAGCCAUGGAUUUUCUGGAACUCAGCUACCUCAAAGCUCCAAUAACUCCAGUGAGGUGGAUGACCUGCUACACUUAUACGGGUCAGCAGUGGAUGGCGUUCCCCGAGACGGCACGUGGGAGAGCCAGGUUGAUGUUCACUUUCAGGAUCAUCAAACUGUGACUGUGAUGAUCAAGCCGGAAACCAGAGUGGAAGAUAUUCUGACUCUGGCCUGCAAGAUGAGGCAGUUGGAACCCAGCCAUUAUGGCCUACAACUCCGGAAGUUAGUGGAUGAGAACGUUGAGUACUGUAUUCCUGCACCGUAUGAAUAUAUGCAGGAGCAGGUUUAUGAUGAAAUAGAAGUCUUUCCACUAAGCGUGUAUGGUGUGCAGCUGACAAAGACCGGGGGUGUGUCUGACUUCGGGUUUGCAGUGACCGCGCAGGUGGACGAACAUCAGCGUCUCAGCCGCAUCUUUAUAAGCGAUGUCCUUCCCGAUGGCCUGGCGUAUGGGGAAGGGCUGAGAAAGGGCAAUGAAAUCAUGACCUUAAAUGGGGAAGCUGUGUCUGAUCUUGACCUCAAGCAGAUGGAGGCUCUGUUUUCUGAGAAGAGUGUCGGGCUCACUCUGAUUGCCAGGCCCCCGGACACAAAAGCGACUCUGUGUUCUUCCUGGUCAGACAGUGACCUGUUCUCCAGGGAACAGAAGGGUCUGCUGCCCCCUCCUAACCAGUCCCAACUUCUGGAGGAAUUCCUGGAUCACUUUAAAAAGGAUACGGCAAAUGUUGCAGGAAUGAAUUUCUACAGAAAGCAGCAAAAGAGGCCAAAUUUGACUCCUCCCCCGCCCCCACCCCCAGCAGUUGAAAAUCAAACAGAUUUCAGCAACGUCCCUGAUGUCACCACUGGCCUGAAAAGGAGUCAGACUGAUGGCACACUGGAUCAGGUUUCCCACAGGGAGAAGAAGGAGCAGACAUUCAGGAGUGCCGAGCAGAUCACUGCGCUGUGUAGGAAUUUUAACACCCAGACCAACGGCAUGGAAGGACCAAGGGAGGGUCAGGACCCUCCUCCGAGGCCACUGGCUCGCCACCUCUCUGAUGCAGAUCGCCUCCGAAAAGUCAUCCAGGAGCUCAUGGACACAGAGAAGUCCUAUGUGAAGGAUCUGAGCUGCCUCUUCGACUUAUAUUUGGAGCCACUUCAGAGUGAGACCUUUCUUACCCAAGAUGAGAUGGAGUCGCUUUUUGGAAGUUUGCCAGAGAUGCUUGAAUUUCAAAAGGUGUUUCUCGAGACCCUGGAGGAUGGGAUUUCAGCAUCGUCUGACUUUAACAUACUUGAAACCCCCUCGCAAUUCAGAAAACUGCUGUUUUCCCUCGGAGGCUCUUUCCUUUACUAUGCGGACCACUUUAAACUGUACAGCGGAUUCUGUGCUAAUCAUAUUAAAGUACAGAAGGUUCUAGAGCGAGCUAAAACUGAUAAAGCCUUUAAGGCUUUUCUGGACACCCGGAACCCCACCAAGCAGCACUCCUCCACGCUGGAGUCUUACCUCAUCAAGCCAGUUCAGAGGGUGCUCAAGUACCCGCUGCUGCUCAAGGAGCUGGUGUCGCUGACGGACCACGAGAGCGAGGAGCACUAUCACUUAACGGAAGCACUAAAGGCAAUGGAAAAAGUAGCCAGCCACAUCAAUGAGAUGCAGAAGAUAUAUGAAGAUUACGGGACUGUAUUUGACCAGCUUGUAGCAGAGCAGAGUGGAACAGAGAAGGAGGUCACAGAACUUUCAAUGGGGGAGCUUCUGAUGCACUCUACAGUGUCCUGGCUGAAUCCAUUUCUGUCUCUAGGAAAAGCCAGAAAGGACCUUGAACUCACAGUAUUUGUUUUUAAGAGAGCUGUCAUAUUGGUUUAUAAAGAAAACUGCAAACUGAAAAAGAAAUUGCCCUCCAAUUCCCGGCCUGCACACAGCAAUGCUGACCUGGAUCCGUUUAAGUUUCGCUGGCUGAUCCCCAUAUCCGCGCUUCAAGUCAGACUGGGAAAUACAGCAGGGACAGAAAAUAAUUCCUUAUGGGAGCUGAUCCACACCAAGUCAGAAAUAGAAGGACGGCCAGAGACCAUCUUUCAGUUGUGCUGCAGUGACAAUGAAAGCAAAACCAACAUUGUCAAGGUGAUUCGAUCUAUUCUGAGGGAAAAUUUCAGGCGUCACAUAAAGUGUGAAUUACCCCUGGAGAAAACAUGCAAGGAUCGCCUGGUACCCCUUAAGAACCGCAUUCCUGUCUCAGCCAAAUUAGCUUCAUCCAGGUCCUUAAAAGUCCUCAAGAAUUCCUCCAGCAGCGAGUGGCCGGGGGAGCCGGGCAAGGGCAGCUCCCUGGACUCGGACGAGGGCAGCCUGAGCAGCGGCACCCAGAGCAGCGGCUGCCCCCCUGCCGGGAGCAGGCAAGGCACCCAGCAGCACCCCCACGCGGGCCUGGCCAACUUCCCCGACAGUCUCAUCAAGGAGAGCGACAUUCUGAGCGAUGACGAGGACGACUACCCCCAGGCUCAGAGGCAGGGCAGCCCCACCAAAGACAUCGAGAUCCAGUUCCAGAGACUGAGGAUCUCCGAGGACGCCGACGCUCACCAGGCUGAAGAGCCGCCCGGCAAGGAUGGGCAGCCCAAGCUGGUGCGGGGGCACUUCUGUGCCAUCAAACGCAAGGCCAACAGCACCAAGCGGGACAGGGGCACCCUGCUGAAGGCGCAGACGCGUCACCAGUCCCUGGACAGUCAUCCUGGAAGCGCCAACCUUGAUCUCAGCUCUGUCCUCGAGCGAGAAUUCAGUGUCCAGAGCUUAACGUCGGUUGUCAACGAAGAGUGCUUUUAUGAAACAGAGAGCCAUGGAAAGUCCUAGCACGGUCCAAUCCAGA